AUCGAUCGCAAAGUUAGCUCGAGGCGGCCAGACGCACCAAAUAUAACAACUACAUCUACAACAACAGCAGCAGCGACAACAACAACAUCAACACCAACAACAGCAGCAGCAGCAGCAACGGCAAACACUCACGCGCAGUUCACAACGCAAUUCGAAUUUGGCAGUACGACAUUAAAUCUGCAAAUAAAGCAAAAAAGACCAAAACAAGUGCCAAGCAUCUCUCUCCAGCGCUAAUAAGUCAAAUACGUCCAAACCAACAAAUCCAAAUAAAUCAAACCGCAACAACAACAACAGCAACUACAAACAGUUAUCAGUUUUCAGUAUUGAAUAUAUUGUGUGAAUAAUUUUAUGAAUUGCAUUUGCAACUGCAACUAAACUCCCAUUAGUACUGCGAAUUCAAAUUGACAAAUUGACGCGCGCAAUUCACACGAACCACUGCACAACACUGCGACUGUUAAGGAACUGUUAAAGGCGCUGUUAGCUAGCAGCCCCAGUUGUCAGUUUUUCUUGUGUGCUUGCGCCGCGUGUGUGUGUGCGUUAAGUGCUGCAACUAAAGUUCGCGGAUUAUUUUGUUACUAAUCAUACAAAGAUUAAACAAAUCAAUCUACCGUUGUACGUAUCACGCUGCAGCGCGGGCAGCAGACGCGUCUGUGCAAAUAACUGUAGCGUCGCCAGCCGCAAACAGUGCAAACAGCUGACGGCCCGCUACAGCGACAGCGACAAAGCCAGCGGUAAAAGCAAAGGCAGAGGCAAAGGCAAAAGCAAAGCAAAAACAGCAACAACGUGCGUGCGCGCCUCUCUGUGUGAGCGCGUGUGUGUGUGUGUGAGUGUGUUUUUUUGUGUUUAUUUUUGGAAUUAAAAAGCUAGCAGCCGAUUUGUGAGUGUUUUGGGGGGCGCAAAAGUAAAGCUAAAACCCAAAAUCUAAAAUCUAAAAAGUGUGCCGCAGCGGCAAUAAUAGACGCGCGUGGUGCCUUGGAUUUAUUGUACGGCUCCACGGUGGAGAACUUUUACCUUAGAAUGGAUCCAGCGCGCGGUGACUCGCGCUAUAACCUAAACUACUCGAUGAGUAGUAUAGGUUUGAGUCUCGCCGAUCAGGCGGACAUCUACGGCAAUCCCGCUGUGGCGGCGCUUGGCGCCCGACCACCCAGCGGCGGCUUGCUGCAGAACAUGGGCGGCGGCGGCGGAGGCGUUGGUCUCGCCAUGCAACGGCCCAAUCCGGCGGCAGCAGCAGCGGCGGUGCAGCAACAGCAGCAGCAACAACAGCAACAGUGCCAAACUCUGGGCAACAGCCAAACGCACAGUCCUCAACAUCAACAGCAACAGCAGCAGCAGCAGCAACAACAGCAGCAACAACAACAGCAACAACAACAACAGCAGCAGCAACAAUCGCGCGGACUGAAACGCAGCGGCAGCGAUUGCUAUGAAGAUCACCGAUCAAGCGGUGGCGGCAUGACGUUGCAGGGGUUGGAGAGCUGCGCUGCAGGCAGCGUCGCUGUUGCUGGCGUCGACGUUGACGGCGUCGAUGGCUACAAUGCGCUGCCCAAUAAGAAAUCACCGCCCGCAAAUGGCAAAAAGACAAAGGGACGCGUCAAAAUCAAAAUGGAAUACAUUGACAAUAAGCUGCGUCGCUACACAACGUUCUCGAAGCGCAAGACGGGCAUCAUGAAGAAGGCCUACGAACUGUCGACGCUGACUGGCACCCAGGUGAUGUUGCUGGUGGCCAGCGAGACGGGUCAUGUGUACACAUUUGCCACGCGCAAGCUGCAGCCGAUGAUCACCUCGGAGGCGGGUAAGCAGCUCAUACAGACGUGCCUCAACUCGCCGGAUCCGCCCAGCGUCGGUGGCGGCGAUCAGCGCAUGUCCGCCACGGGCUUCGAGGAGACGGAGCUCAGCUACAACAUCGCCGACGAGGACUCCAAAGAUGAUCGAUCGCCAACAUCUUCGGGAAAUGAGUCCGAUGAUUCGUCGGAUGUGGAGAUGCCGAGCACGGCGGCAGAUGCGGAGGCUGUUAAAUCUGGGCCUCUUGAACUUAAGUGUGAGCCAACAGCGAGCUGCUCCUCAGCGACAGUCGCGACGACUGUUGGCCCCAAGCCAAUGCCAAUAGCAUUGAAUUAUCAGACUGAGACUGGACCAUCCACAUCCACAGCAGCACUGACAGCAGCAUCAGUGGCAGCGGGAAGCAGCGGACUAACUGCAGCCACGUCGUCUGAUAAUAAUAAAUACGUUUAUCCAGCGACAUCGUUUGCCAACAUACCUCCCGAUAUGCUGCGUCAGCUGAUCCAAGCGGGCCAGUUGCAAGUCCAUGCCGAAGAGGAUGGCAACCAAUAUGUGACUAUACCGCUGAGCUCCACAGCCGCCAGCUACAUCAAGGGCAAGUCCGCAACGGCUGCGAACACAGUGAACACCAAUCCCAACCCGAAGUCUGAGAAGAGUGCCGAUAAAACUCUGUCCAUCAAACAGGAGUACGAUUAGCCUCCCAAAAUUUACAAAUUGCUUUUAUGACAACAUUUUGAAUACAUGUAAAUCCCCAAGCAUAAAUCAUAAACAUAACAAUAGCGAUAACAGGAACGAUCCAAGUCUAUCCAUUGUUAGACCGCACUUGCUUCUUGUGGCGGCAUAGUCAUAAGACCGAUUCAUACAGUACAGUUUAUACGUAUAUCAUAUUUAUAUAGAAUAUUUUUCUACCUUUAUAAAACCCAAGCUGGCUGCAGUUCGUUGGCUUUGGAUAUCUGCCCCCAGAGAGCUGUCAAAGGCAGAUUAUACUUACAUAAGUUACAUAAAGUUUUGAAAGUUUUGCAUCGAUGAGAUUGAAUAACAGAGAUCAGAUCAGAUCAGAUCAGAAGAGAUCAGAAGUUUGGCAGAAUGAUGUUCCUAAGCUGCAGAUAUAAAGUUGCUUUGUUAAUAGUUUAUAUUGUUUUAUUAUAUUUACAGAUAAACCAUUUUUUUGCAAAACAAUAUGAAAAUGUUUCUAAAUUGUAUUUUUAAAUAAA
This is a messenger RNA of Drosophila albomicans, 2990 nucleotides long. It is a transcript of the gene bs, whose product is annotated as serum response factor homolog. Lineage: Eukaryota; Metazoa; Arthropoda; Insecta; Diptera; Drosophilidae. The record is from RefSeq and is a predicted model, not a curated record. Gene Ontology annotation, biological process: positive regulation of transcription by RNA polymerase II. Bases 1018 to 2472 code for a protein of 484 amino acids. Gene Ontology annotation, molecular function: protein dimerization activity; RNA polymerase II cis-regulatory region sequence-specific DNA binding; DNA-binding transcription factor activity, RNA polymerase II-specific. The transcript is spliced from 4 exons.